Molecule: messenger RNA, 473 nt
Organism: Staurois parvus
Lineage: Eukaryota; Metazoa; Chordata; Amphibia; Anura; Ranidae
Source: the annotation of a GenBank genome assembly
GCGGGCACCGAAUCACCAGGCACGACAGUGGGCUCUGACUCAAUUGGCACGACAGCAGGGGCACCGGGUCAUCAGGUACCGGAUUGUCUGGCUCGACAGCGGGCAUCGGGUCACCAGGUAUGACAGCGGGCACUGGGUCACCAGGCAUCAGGUCAUUUAGCUCGCCAGCAGGCACCGCGUCAUCUGGCAAGGCAGUGGGCACCGAGUCACCAGGCACGACAGCGGGCUCUGAGUCAACUGGCAUGACAGCGGGCACCAGGUCAUCAGGUACCGGAUUGUCUGGCUCGACAGCGGGCAUCGGGUCACCAGGCAUCAGGUCAUUUGGCUCGCCAGCGGGCACCGCGUCAUCUGGCAAGGCAGUGGGCACCGAAUCACCAGGUACGACAGCGGGCUCUGAGUCAAUUGGCACGACAGCGGGCACCGGAUCAGGUACCGGAUCAUCUGGAUCAACAGCGGGCAUCGAGUCAACUGGC